Armigeres subalbatus is the source of this 669-nucleotide messenger RNA. RefSeq lists its product as uncharacterized. The coding region runs from base 41 to 595 and encodes 184 amino acids. The transcript is spliced from 2 exons. Lineage: Eukaryota; Metazoa; Arthropoda; Insecta; Diptera; Culicidae. The record is from RefSeq and is a predicted model, not a curated record.
UGGAUUGGAUUAUAUCGAACAAGGGAAAAUCCAUCUAGUAAUGCAUCAGACAUUAUAUCGUGUACAUCGGCUGAGAACAAUGAAAACUGCAUUUAUAAUUAAAAUAUUGUAUAGCUUUUUUGUUGUUGGCAUACAAGAAGCUACGGCUCUCAACUGCACCAACUGUUUCAGCAUGAUCGGGUGGGACGAUUGCAAAAAUCACAGUGAAGCGCUCCCAUGCAGCAUCGCCGUGGUUAACGACAUCCACAGUGAACUGGUAGAGUUCAAUCCCACUUUACAGAGUUUACCGGAAACAACUGCCAAUGUUAGUUUCCAGUGUUUCGCGAUUGAGUUGGAGUCGAACAGAGCCCGACCCACGGGGGAGACCGAUCGGGGUUAUGUCUCGGGCUGUACCUUCAAGCAGCAGAAGGUUUGUGGCGGAUGGACGAACGAGACCCGGUUGAUUCGGUGCGCUUCCUGUGAGACGGUGGAUAUCUGCUCAGGGGCACGGCAUGGGCUAACGGCGGGAUCAUGGGUAAUGCUAGUUAUGGGGGUGAUUGCUUUCAUGAAUGUCGGUGUUUCGAGGAUGCUUAAUGGUUUAUGUUUAAUUAUUUAAACGCGUAAACUGAACAUUUCGAGAAUUCAUCAAAUAAAUUAACAUUAAAGUGAUAUAGCUCCAUACAUCACGAA